UUUUUUUACGGAUCUUAUAUUAGAAUCUUGUUGUAUAAACGAAGGUGUUUUACAGUAAAAAAAAAUUGUUUUCAAUUCGAUAUAUUCAAAAUUAAUAUCGAAAAAUUAGAAAAUUUUCAUUUGAAAUUCUCAAAAUGAAUUGCAAAUUUCUUGGAUUUUUUUUGCUAUUGUGUGUCAUUUUUAUGAUGAAAAUUGACCAAUCAAAUGGACAUCAUAAUGAAAGAAUUUGUAGACUGCCACUAGAAACUGGAUCUUGCAGAGCAAAUCUGCGACGAUAUGGUUAUGUUCCUUCAGAAAGAUCAUGUCAACGAUUUCAAUAUGGUGGAUGUGAUGGAAAUGAAAAUAAUUUUAGAACAAAGGAUGCGUGUGAAAGAUUUUGUCAAGGUGUCAACUAACUUUUAUUAUGAUGCAUUAAAAGUAAUUGAGAAUUUUUUAAAUAUUAAAUUCCUGUAAUAAUAAAAUGUAAUACUAUUUUUGAAAUGACACUUAAAAUUCUUAUUUCUCAAUUUGUUUGUAAACGUACUAAGUUAGGAAUCAAUAUCCCAUUUCAGGAUGAUAACAAGAAUUCCGUAGAUAGGAACAUAGAAAUUUGCAAUUCGAUUUUAUGAGCCCCUACAU
Messenger RNA from Leptopilina boulardi, 618 nucleotides. Its product is annotated as inducible serine protease inhibitor 2-like. The record is from RefSeq and is a predicted model, not a curated record. Lineage: Eukaryota; Metazoa; Arthropoda; Insecta; Hymenoptera; Figitidae. The transcript is spliced from 2 exons. Gene Ontology annotation, molecular function: serine-type endopeptidase inhibitor activity. Bases 135 to 395 code for a protein of 86 amino acids.